Messenger RNA from Mytilus californianus (California mussel), 624 nucleotides. RefSeq lists its product as uncharacterized. The coding region runs from base 1 to 624 and encodes 207 amino acids. The transcript has 2 exons. The record is from RefSeq and is a predicted model, not a curated record. Gene Ontology annotation, molecular function: ATP binding; protein kinase activity. NCBI's taxonomy places the organism in Eukaryota, Metazoa, Mollusca, Bivalvia, Mytilida, Mytilidae. Gene Ontology annotation, biological process: protein phosphorylation.
AUGCUAUCGUCGGCAUCUUUACCAUCUCUGUGGAUAGAACCUGAAACAAAAGCCGUACAACAUAUUUCUUCUCAAUUUACAACUCAAACCGACCAAUUACCAUGUCAUUCAACACAGCAAUAUAUUCCUAUUAUAAACAUCAGAAACAUCAGUUUUGACCAUACUGACAAUGGCAAUAUAAAAGUGCUUGGAAAAGGAGCUACAGCAGAAGUGUUACAAGGCAAUUUACACUAUGUGUGUUCUUUAGAGAAAGUUGCUAUAAAACUUCUAAAAACUAUCCAUGACGCCUAUGUCCUUGUUAACGACAUUAAGACUGAUAACAUUAUGGUUAAUAUACAAGACUUAUCCAUCAAGUUUAUCGACAUGGGCCAUGCCAGCCAUAGGGGAGGUCGGAGCUUUAACCUGCCCGUAGAAGAAGCAUACAAAUAUCCACACAUGGCACCAGAAAUUAGCAGUGGACAGCUUACUACAAAGGCAACAGAUAUCUUCAGCCUGGGAUAUCUUAUAAGGAUGUUCCCAACAAGCCCUUUGAAGACAAUAGGACAAAUGUGCCAGAAUCCUUGUCCUGCACAGCGACCACCAAUUGAAGAAAUAAUUGAUAACAUAUCUGGGCACAUGAAGUAA